UUCAUCAACGAGCGACCCCUCGUCCAAGUCGCCAGAACAACGCUCGCCAAACACAUUUGCGCCACCCGUCGACCAUGAGCAUCACCACAGCUUGAUGUUAGCCGCCGCAAACAAGCCACAACAGAUCUAGCAACUGUCUCGACACCAAAGCAUGCUGUGCCGUCGCAGCCUAUAAGUCGCCAUGAGUUCCAUGCUGAAGAAGACCGGCGGCCUUGCCUUCAAGCCGAAAGCCCUUAGCCGCCGCGGAGCGACUGGGUCGGCUGCGUCCACACAACCUCCGACUGCUGCGACUUCAACUGCAACCACCAGAGCGCCAACAACUGAGCCCCAGCAACCUACAGUUGAGGCACCUUCGCUGACACCGCCGGCCACGAUCUCAUCCAGUCAUGACAGACCGUCUACGACGAAAUCUAGUGUUGCUAGCGAUGAACAGGCACCACCGACGUCCGAUGCCCUCAAUCACUCCGUGGCUUCCCUAGCUCUAAAUGCACCAACGAGCAGUACACCUCGAAGUAUUGCACGACGACAAACUAAGUCUGCGCCGAGGACCGCAGAGGAUGUCGAAACUGCAGCUCCAGCUACUGUAUCUAGCGAGGGAGCUGGUGCUCUGUCUCGACCUGCUGGCGAAGGUCUGCAACCUACUCCACAGACAAGCCGCACUAUCGCAGACACCCGGCCGACGCCAGAUACUACCUCUGCAACGCCUUCCACAGAAGCAGCAGAGGCGACAGCAUCGUCAAGUGCAACAGAAGUACAGGAGCCUUCAGCAGCAGCGUCAGCCCCAAGGAAAAAGAGAGCAUAUACUCGGCGGAAGCCACGAGCCGUGGGGGAGAAUGGAGCUGGGGCCGCAUCCACCGAUGGGACAGCGCCACCACGAAAGCGUGCCCGGAGCCAAGGGCGUAAGCGGGCGACGACCGACGGUGAAGGCGCCACAGAAGGCAGCCAGGGCACCGACGGAGAAGCCAGAGCCACUCCCAAACCAUCCAAGCGUCGAAGGCGCUCUCCUACACCUGAUGACGCAGUCAACGUCAAGGUUGACCACACAGCUGUGAAAAUGAGCGAGCUGACCAGGGAUCUCGGUAUCGGCGUACCUUUCAAACAUGCCGAGGCAAUAGCCGAGCGGGCCCGAGAGGCGCGGAAUCGCGCAAGGCUACGAAAAUUAGAAAAGGACAAGAUACGGAUGGGGCUGCUACCAGAUCCGGGAGACGACAUACACGGAUCCCACAAGCGCGAUGCAGAUCAGAGCGUCUCCAAAAGCAGACUCGGCUCUAGUGCGCCGGAAGGCGGCAGUGGACAGGCACCGGAGGCGGCUGGACCGGGAUAUAUUGUGGUAGACGGCCAGAUCAUCAUCAACCAGCAAUCAUUGAUGAUCGACAACCACGCCUCGGCCGAGAACGACAUCUCGAACAUGAGGACAGUGGUAGAGGACGAUUUCACACACUUGACGACUUCGGCGAGUUUCAUGCGGGAGUCGCGAGUCAUGGGCGCCAACUCGUGGACGGAAGAGGAGACGGAAAAGUUUUACAACUAUCUGCAGAUGUUUGGCACCGACUUUGAGACCAUCAGCCACAUGUUCCCCGGGAAGAACCGGCGCAUGGUGAAGCUCAAGUUCAACCGUGAGGAGCGGCUGCGGCCGAACCGGAUCAAUGCGGCCGUCAUGGCGCGCAACGACAAGGACGUCAACAUUGACCUGGACCACUACAAGGAGAAGCGCACCAACUGGCAGGAGGCCGACGAGAUCCUCAAGGAGCACGACGCCCUAGUCGCGGAGCACAAUAUUGAGGUGCAGCGCCUCAAGGCCGAGCGCAGGGCGCAGGGUCUCGCUGACGACGACGAUGAUGAGGACGAUGUCAAUGGUGGCGCACAAAGCAAGAUUGUCGACAGCGACGCGACCACGACUAAGGGGGGAAGCACUGGUGGUGGUGCUACUGCUGCUGAUGACGAUGAUGAUGGGGAAGACCAGAACCAAGCAGGCCCCGACGAGCACAAUGAGCAGAGCCACGAAUUGCAUGCAUCAUCAACGGCAAUCGCUGCGGCGGCUGGCUGAGCUCCAACUCCACUACACCUGCUUUCCAGAGAAAUAAAGAGGGACGUUCACCCAGACACAUUGUCUCUCACACCCAGAGAUGAUCAAGAUGAAGAACACAGGGCCUUUGCAGAGAGGAUAGAUGGCCCGAUUAGCUUGUCACGGGAGCUAAGGCGAGAAACAAGAUUAUGAGGCGCAAUGCUUGACAUGCU
Molecule: messenger RNA, 2238 nt
Organism: Microdochium trichocladiopsis
Lineage: Eukaryota; Fungi; Ascomycota; Sordariomycetes; Xylariales; Microdochiaceae
Exons: 2
Coding region: 182-2047 (621 amino acids)
Biological process (GO): RNA polymerase III preinitiation complex assembly
Cellular component (GO): transcription factor TFIIIB complex
Molecular function (GO): TFIIIC-class transcription factor complex binding
Source: RefSeq, a predicted model, not a curated record